This is a messenger RNA of Ostrea edulis (European flat oyster), 1563 nucleotides long. RefSeq lists its product as uncharacterized. The coding region runs from base 39 to 1340 and encodes 433 amino acids. Lineage: Eukaryota; Metazoa; Mollusca; Bivalvia; Ostreida; Ostreidae. The record is from RefSeq and is a predicted model, not a curated record. The transcript is spliced from 4 exons.
CUGGAAGUUACCUCGGCAAGCUUCUGGAAGUUAACAUCAUGGCCAUACGGGAGAUCACGCUUCUCGGUUUUCUGAAAUUCGGAUUAGUUUUCAGUACUUUAACAAUUCAGCAGCUGCACUUAGUUGAUAGACAGUGCGGAAAGCGUAUAAUAAACCACGAUUUCUCGGGAAAUAACAUUGAUGUAAAAUCAAAGACUGAUUGUGCCGCUCGUUGUUUGACGACGCCACAGUGCAACACGAUAAUGUACAACAUAAAACUUGAGCGUGGAGAGGAAAGCAUAUGUUCCUUAAUCACCGCCUCCUCUACAGAGAACCCGUAUGUAAUGGUGGAUGACCCGUCCAUGUGUUUCAUGGUUACUGAAGGAACUUCAGUGGUAAUAUCGUCUCAAGAGAUAACGACUUCAGCAUUAACAGCACAAGUUACAACUACCACAACAAUAUCUACGACAACACCGACUUCAACAUCAUCAUCAGCACCGACUUCAACAUCAUCAUCAGCACCGACUUCAACAUCAUCAUCAGCACCGACUUCAACAUCAUCUUCAUCAUCAUCGUCGUCGUCAUCACCGACUUCAACAUCAUCAUCACCUGUGUUGUCAACAACGACUACUGCUUCAACAACAGAAACAACAUCUUCCUUUGCUGGGACGAUCAUCGACAUGAUAAACAACGUCAACAACUUGUGUAACGCCAACUCUCAGCAUGACAUUGCCGUGGUUACCACCAACGGAGUGCAUCUGUAUGACACUGCAGACUCUCUCACUACAGGGGCGUGCAGGAACAUGACCGUAAGCGACUUGUUUCAAGGAUUCGCCAACCUCCCUGACGUAAACACAUGGAGUGCUCUGAUGACGUACAACAAUGAUAAUUUUGACCUGUUUACAAAUGCUGACGAUCAAGUUUACAGAUGGCAGAAAAAUAGCGGGAAUAUUGUAUCAGUCGGUGACUAUCCGAAAAGCAAAGGCGACUAUAUUCAGAACAACGUACAUUCGACAAUGACAAAUAACUUCGGUAACUUACAAUGGGCAGUCUACAGGGGACACGGGGCACAGGCCAUGUUCUUCAAAGAAUCUUCUAUGAUGCGAUUCUACAGGAAUCAGUCACCCAAAGAAGGAAGUUUAUUCAUUAAUGACACAUCGAAUAUGGACAGUAACAGUAGACCAAUCAACCCCUGGUACAAUCUACCGGAAGGCGUUGUCGCUAUUACCGGUCAGAAUAAUGUGGACGCGUUUCUUGUCAUCGACGAAAACCUGGAUGUUUAUUUGUAUGAAUUGAACAACUCUGACGAUUUUAAUACAGUUCCACCAGUGCGUAUUUUAAAAGGGAAACUUAGACUGUAGAAACAAUUCUGUUCUGUGGAAACCAACAGUUAUAGUAACAGGGAAAAGUUAAUUAGAAAAUGCUUUUUUAUCGUUUCUUUAAAUUCAAGCAUUUGAGUGUGUAGCAUAUGGGUUUCGUACCUUUUAAUUUGAGUUUUUGAUUCUGGGAAUGUAUAGAACAGUAUUUUCGUAUUUAUUUUACAUAUUGACAUUACUAAUAAAGCUUAUACUUAAGUACCAAAAA